CUUACUCUUCACUUCAUCACUCUCAAAGCUUUAUUCAGUUGCUCCUUCUGUCGAUAGUUUCUCUGUGCCGAACGAGCUGGUGCGAAACGUUAUGGCCCCGAACGGGCAUUCGGACCUGGAGAAGCAGAGGCUGCUCCUGCACGACCACGAGGAGAAGCACUUCACGUCGAGUGAGGUCGUCCGUGACAUCAUCCUCGGCGUCUCUGACGGCCUCACCGUCCCCUUUGCCCUCGCCGCCGGCCUCUCCGGGGCUGACGUCCCAUCCUCCAUCAUCCUGAUUGCUGGCAUCGCUGAGGUCGUGGCUGGUUCGAUUUCCAUGGGACUUGGAGGGUAUCUGGCGGCGAAAAGCGAGACUGAUCACUACUAUAGAGAACUAAAGAGAGAACAAGAAGAGAUUAUCAGCGUGCCAGACAUAGAGGCCGCCGAGAUUGCCGAAAUAUUGGCACAAUAUGGGGUCGAGCCCCACGAGUACGAGCCCGUCGUGAAUGCCCUGAGGAGGAACCCCCAAGCAUGGCUUGAUUUCAUGAUGAAGUUUGAACUAGGACUAGAGAAGCCAAACCCCAUGAGAGCCCUGCAGAGCGCAGCGACCAUCGCCUUUUCCUACAUAGUUGGCGGAAUGGUGCCCCUAAUACCGUACAUGGCGAUCCCGAUCGCUGACAAGGCCGUGCUUGCCUCCGUCGGGAUCACGCUCAUUGCAUUGCUCAUCUUCGGCUUCGUUAAGGGCCACUUCACUGGCGACCGGCCGUUCCGGAGCGCCCUCCAGACUGCCCUCAUUGGCGCCGUCGCCUCUGCAGCCGCUUACUCCAUAGCCAAGCUCUUCAGAACUUGAUCCGCAUGUCCAAAACCGUCGCCCCACUUUUUCUUCUUCUCUCUCUCUCUUUCUCUUUUUUUUUUUUUUUUUUUUUUUUUUUUUUUUUUAAUGUUUACCUUUGCUUUUGUCAAAUGGAGGAUAUCUUGGCUCUUGUUUGCUUCCCCAUAUGACUUGGGUUUUCUCUUUCACUCUUUGUUUCAACCUUGGUUUGGAGGAGUUGAUGAUAUUCGAAUAUGUUUAAUCGCAAUGUCAAAAUGGUCCUUGGCUUCUGCUUUAUGUCUA
Eucalyptus grandis is the source of this 1093-nucleotide messenger RNA. RefSeq names its product vacuolar iron transporter 1-like. Gene Ontology annotation, cellular component: vacuolar membrane. The coding region runs from base 92 to 829 and encodes 245 amino acids. Gene Ontology annotation, molecular function: iron ion transmembrane transporter activity; manganese ion transmembrane transporter activity. The record is from RefSeq and is a predicted model, not a curated record. Gene Ontology annotation, biological process: intracellular manganese ion homeostasis. Lineage: Eukaryota; Viridiplantae; Streptophyta; Magnoliopsida; Myrtales; Myrtaceae. The transcript has 4 exons.